Molecule: messenger RNA, 1942 nt
Organism: Bursaphelenchus okinawaensis
Lineage: Eukaryota; Metazoa; Nematoda; Chromadorea; Rhabditida; Aphelenchoididae
Source: the annotation of a GenBank genome assembly
AUGGCGUAUGCCGUGGACGGCGAGAAUCCGAAGCCGGUGUUGGAGUCGUUCUGUGACACUGAGAUUCCGAUCGUGAAGUUGGCCAUGUCCAGCGAGUUGUCACCGGUAGCUGGUCACGUGAGUGCCACAUACAGAGGAUCUCUUUUAGUCUGGGGAGGAUAUUACUACUCCUACAGUACGAUGGACUACCGAAAGGGAUCUGAUUUGUACAUUUAUCCAUACGCACUGGCAGGAAACUCUGGUGUUUGGUUCGUUAACGUUACAUUGGUGUUUUGUAUUUAGUGGCUACAGAUUGAAAUUAAUAUAAACAAAUUAAAAUUUUAAAAAUUUUUUUGGAGGUAGAUCUUACUAAAGUUCGUUGUUUUAGGCUGAAAGUGAUGGGUACAGGCUCUGAACCUAAGCCAAACAGCGGUGGAGCAGCUUUGAUUUGUGGGGAUGAUUUGUAUAUUUUUGGUGGAACUACAGUUUGUAAGUCAAUUUCACACGACUUCUGAUUGUGUCAAAAAAUAUAACUUUAUGACCUGGUUUUGUUUUGAAUUAUUAACAAUUAACUAAUAACUUUUAUAUAUUUAUAUUCAAUUCCUUAGAAAAAUUAAGUACAAUUCUUUGUGUUUAGUGGGAGACGGUUCUGGGAGGAGAAGGAAUCCCCAGACCAGCAUGUUGUGGAAGCUAAACAUACCUUCUGCUGUAUGGGAUAUUGUGGAUCCGGCUCCAGACCUCAAAGUACCAACUCCUAGAGAUAAGACUGCUGCUUGGUCGAUUGGCCACAAACUUUACUUCUUCGGCGGGUUUGGCCCUUGUUUUCAACUUUUGAACUCGGUAGAUGCCUACCUGGUUGGUGACAACGAUUUUGUUAGUGGAGGUCCAGGAACCUGCUGGAACAACCAGCUCCUGGAGUUUGACGUUGAUGAAAGACGUUGGAAUCUGAUACCUAAAAGAGGGACGCCACCGACUGCCAGGGCUGGUGCAGGUUCACAGUACGUCGAGGAUCUGGGUGUGGUAUUUUUGUUUGGUGGUAGGGGGUCUAUUACAAGGCUGAACGACUUGUAUGUGCUGGAUAUCAAUACGUUUAUUUGGACAGAAAUGUAAGUUCUUUUAAUCUACUAUCAGUAUAUUGAAGCGCGUAGAGUUACUUUUAUAAAUAUGUUGUUUCUAUUUGAUAUAUAUUUUUAUGUUCAGUGAUCUAUCAAUUCGUCCACCCGGCCGAUCUUGGUGUGCUAUGAGUUGGAUUCCGGACAGACAAGAGAUAUUCAUGAGUAGCGGAUUCUCGGUAGAUGAAAAGCCGUUGGACGAUGUUUGGGCAUUAGAUAUGUCGCGAUGUUAUGAAGGUGAUGUAAGGGAGAACAUCACUGUCAGUUGGAAGUGUGUGAAGCCAGCGACGAUUAACGAUGAGGUUAAUGACCAAGAAGGAGCUGCUAACAAUAAUGCAGAUGCUACUUCACCUGCAGAAGCGCCGCCAUUUCAAAGAUUCUGGCACACGGCAAACGCCAUUGAAUCACGGUCACACACGUCUUUUACAGAAGCUGUGCUUUUAUAUGGAGGUAGGGAUUGAAAAUUGUUAAUGUAUUCUGAUGUUUGUAUGAAGUAUAGUUACGUUAUUCAAUUAAGUAUUAGAGAACUGUCUUAAGUAAUUGAUUUUCUUUUAGGUAUGAGUCAGCACCCCUGUUCCACAGCACCAUGUCUCAAUACUCUGCACGUUCAGACCAUUCAACCUCCUUCGUUGUUUGCUACCGUACUCAGAUGGUAUUCAAAGACUGACACCAAACUCCCAUCCCCAGUCUUCCCUGCUUUAUAUAGGAAACACUACUUGUUGGAGGACAUUAAUCGAUUCAAACGGGACUUCCGCCAUUCGUAUGGUGAUUGUUACAGACUUGCCAACUCUUUACACGGCCUUACCCUCAAAGAAAUAUUUGACAUAUUGGAUAUGAAGAACUCUUUGUAA